Messenger RNA from Entelurus aequoreus (snake pipefish), 1524 nucleotides. Its product is annotated as solute carrier family 2, facilitated glucose transporter member 11-like. NCBI's taxonomy places the organism in Eukaryota, Metazoa, Chordata, Actinopteri, Syngnathiformes, Syngnathidae. Gene Ontology annotation, molecular function: hexose transmembrane transporter activity. Gene Ontology annotation, cellular component: membrane. Gene Ontology annotation, biological process: monosaccharide transmembrane transport. The transcript is spliced from 12 exons. The record is from RefSeq and is a predicted model, not a curated record. Bases 1 to 1524 code for a protein of 507 amino acids.
AUGUCCCCCAGCUGGCCUGGGAACGCCUCAGGAUCCCAGGAAGGUCUGGACUCAGUGGCAGGGGAGAGAUUGUCGCACCAGCUACAAUACUGGAGACUUUAUCUUCUAGCCGUGGUUCUGGGGAUUGGUGGCUCCUUUCAGUAUGGCAUUCAAGUGUCGGCCAUUGCUGCUCCAGCAGAGCACGUCGAGGCUUUUAUCAACCAAACGUGGCUGCUGAGAUACCAAACUCCCGUGGAAGAUUCCACCGAGCAGCUCAUUUGGUCCUUCAUCGUGGCCGUGCUGAGUUUGGGGGCGUGGCUUGGCGCCGUUCACAGCGGAAGUCUGCCCGUCAAAUAUGGCCGGAAGAAAGCGUUAAUGAUCAACGACGUCGUGGCCGUCGUGGCCGCUUUGUUCAUGCUCUUUAGCCGCGCGGCCAAAUCUUUUGAGAUGAUUUUGCUAGGCCGCUUUCUCUUCGGAUACAACGUUGGUCUAGGCUUGAGCGUGCACCUCAUGUACUUGGGUGAAAGCUCUCCAAAGAAACUAAGAGGAUUCUUGACUCUCACCAGCUCCAUCUUUAUUGGUUUGGGGAAGGUUAUGGGUCAAAUCAUUGGCAUCAAGGAGAUGAUGGGCUCUGAAGAAAUGUGGCCUUUCCUCUUGGCAAUCAGCGGCAUUCCCGCCAUUGUGCAGUUUGUGGCUCUGUUAUUCUUCCCCGAGUCUCCUCGGUACCUUUACAUCGACAAAGGGGACUCUGAAGGCGGCAAGAAAGCAUUGCAGUGGCUGUGGCAGGAAGACGACUUGAAGCAGGAGCUGGAAGACAUGGACAAAGAGCGUGAGAGCGUCCAAGGAGAGCAGGCCAAGACGGUGAAGGAUGUUCUGACUCGUCGCUGUGUCAGAUGGCAGCUGUUGACCUUGGCCAUCCCCUGUGCUGGCGUCCAGUUCUGUGGCAUCAAUGCCCUCUAUUUCUACGCAUUCGACAUUUUCCGAGAGUCAGGAGUACCGGAGGAGCAGAUGCAUUACUUGGCAAUCGGGAUCGGAGCCACGGAACUCAUCACUGUGAUGCUGUGUUCCUUGAUUAUAGACCGUGCUGGCCGCAAGAAGCUGAUGGGCUUUGGCUAUUUACUGAUGGGGGUCACCAUGGCUGUUCUUACUGCUAUGCUGUCCAUCAAGGAUCUGAAUUCAUGGAUCCCGUAUGUGAACAUCGCCUUGAUUUUUUGUGUCAUCUGCAUUUACGGACUCGGACCCUCCGGAGUGUCUAUGGUUCUUCCCGCUGACCUUUUCCUGCAAGCAUGGCGUCCCUCCGCGUACGUCGUAAGCGGAACUAUUAACUGGCUCAGCUUGUUCCUCGUGGGCAUGUGUUUCAGCUACGUGGUGGACGGACUGGGCCAGUACUGCUUCCUGAUCUUCGUGGUCUACUGCGUCUUCAGCGCGGCCUUCCUCCUCUGCUUGGUGCCGGAAACCAAAGGAAAGACCAUAGUGGAAGUUACGGAGGACUUCAACAAACUUAAUUACAAGAACAGAGAAACGGAACUGUCCACUAAGUUGUAA